Molecule: messenger RNA, 958 nt
Organism: Nezara viridula (southern green stink bug)
Lineage: Eukaryota; Metazoa; Arthropoda; Insecta; Hemiptera; Pentatomidae
Source: the annotation of a GenBank genome assembly
GUACAACUUAAAAAUAAUCUGAGGAAUUAGAUAUGGAGUUUGAGAUUUCUGUUCCAUUUCCAGUCAUAAGAAUGAUAACUAUUCUGAUUUUUUUUAAUUUACUGUAUGGGGAAAAUAAUUAUGAAAAGUUUAGGUCAUUAUUAUACUCCUUGUAAGCAGAAACAAUUUAAAUGUGAUACAUGUGAAAAGGCAUACACUUAUAAAGCAGGACUUUAUCAGCAUAAAAAAUAUGAAUGUGGAAAAGAACCACAAUUUCAAUGCCCACACUGUCCUUACAAGUCUAAACAAAAAGCAACAAUGAAGACUCAUAUCUGUAAUGUUCAUCUUGGCAACCUAUCUAAUUCUGUGUACAGAACUAAUCUCAAAAUAAAGGCAUUGCAGUCUCAGUUUAAUUUAAAUUAGAUUAAAUCUAAUGGUUUAGUUUAUUUUUCAGUAUUAUAUUUUUUGAUAGUUGACCUAUGAUAAAUCAAGAAGUAACUGUCCAGGAGCCAAUCAGGAAAAAAAUCAAAUAUGCUAUCUAUUUAUUUGUGAACAUUGUUUUGACCCACAUCAUUGGUUUUCAUCAGGACUGAAAUAUUGACAAGUAGCUGUCAACUUAACACCUGCAAGAACCAGUUAGACAAAGUCUCUAGUAUUGAGUUUAGACCCAGACUUCAGGGGAGAGAGGAGGACAAUUACCUGUCAAAUAAAAAUAUUGAGGGGGCGAGAAUAUUGCUUCUCCCUCCUCUCCUCCAACAAUUUCAUUAAAAAAAAAAAAUUAACAAUAAAUAAGCUACAUGAAUGAAUAAAAUAUUUAAACUAAAAUCGAUAAAUAAAAAGUCGACUAGCUAGAAGCUAAGGUCUAGCAGUAGCAAUGUAACUAUCACAACUUAAAGAUAAUAAUAUAUAUAUAUUUGUGAUUCAUUUACUCCUCAUUUGCACCUCUCCUUUUAAUGUGGUAUUCUUAUCAAAUUUUCUG